AAGGUCUUCCAACUUCAAGGUUGCGUCCAUCUGCUCCCCUUUAAUCGGUACUCUUGUCGACUCUCUCACUUGCAUUCUUCUUCAAGAGACUGAAAAGUGGAAACCAUCAAGGCAUGGCCACCCAAACCAACCUUCUCCUUGUCCUCCUUACCUCUCUCCUUCUCUCUUCCCUUCCAAUCACUACCAGAGCUGCUGCAUCUGAGUUGGAGGAUGAACAUGAGUUUACUUAUGAGGAAGGGAGUGAGAAAGGACCGGAGCAUUGGGGAGAGAUCGACCCACAUUGGAGAGUUUGUGGAAAUGGAGAAAUGCAAUCUCCCAUUGAUCUUCUGGACAAGAGAGUGGAAGUAGUUUCUGGUUUAGGAAAAUUGAAGAGGGAUUACCGACCAGCCCCUGCUGCAGUGAUGAACAGGGGUCAUGACAUUAUGAUUGAAUGGAAAGGAGAUGCAGGGAAAAUCAAUAUAAAUCGGACAGAUUACUACCUGAAGCAGUGUCACUGGCAUUCACCUUCUGAGCACACCUUCAAUAAGUCAAGAUACAACCUGGAGUUACACUUGGUUCAUAUUAAUUCAUCUGGGAGGAUUGCUGUUAUUGGAAUUACUUACAAAUAUGGAAGACAUGAUCCGUUCCUUGCGAGGCUUAUCCCUUACUUUGGGUCAGUUGGAUCAGUAGAGAAUGAUGUGGGGAUCAUUAAUCCUGGUGAUAUUAAAUUUGGGAGCAGAAAAUAUUACAGAUAUAUGGGAUCACUUACUGUUCCACCAUGCACAGAGGGAGUUAUUUGGACUAUGGUGAAGAAGGUGAGAACAGCUUCAGAGGAGCAAGUGAGGGCUAUCAGGGAUGCUGUUCAUGAUGGUUUUGAACAAAAUGCAAGGCCUACUCAACAACAAAAUGGAAGAACAGUUCUCUUAUAUACCCCGGGCCCUUUGUGAACGGUGGAGGUUCUGCUUAGACUGAAGCCUGAAAUCCUGAAGAUAAAAUGUUUGUUUAUUAUACCAGUUAAAGUAGUUCAAAUCUCAUCAUCAUUAUCAUGAGCUUGAUCUUGAUUCAUGUUAAUGGGCUUCAUAGAAUGGUGGAGAUCAUUUUUAAGAGUUGCAUAUGACCGAGCUUGGAUUUAUGUAAUGUAGAUUUAUAAAUUAUCAUGAGCUUGAUCCUGAACAUCAAAUCACAGGAUUCCA
This is a messenger RNA of Nelumbo nucifera (sacred lotus), 1172 nucleotides long. Its product is annotated as alpha carbonic anhydrase 4-like. Gene Ontology annotation, biological process: one-carbon metabolic process. NCBI's taxonomy places the organism in Eukaryota, Viridiplantae, Streptophyta, Magnoliopsida, Proteales, Nelumbonaceae. Gene Ontology annotation, molecular function: zinc ion binding; carbonate dehydratase activity. The record is from RefSeq and is a predicted model, not a curated record.